This is a messenger RNA of Aureobasidium pullulans EXF-150, 1174 nucleotides long. RefSeq lists its product as uncharacterized. Gene Ontology annotation, cellular component: cell tip; Golgi to plasma membrane transport vesicle. Gene Ontology annotation, molecular function: guanyl-nucleotide exchange factor activity. The transcript is spliced from 2 exons. The record is from RefSeq and is a predicted model, not a curated record. The coding region runs from base 323 to 1153 and encodes 276 amino acids. Gene Ontology annotation, biological process: exocytosis. NCBI's taxonomy places the organism in Eukaryota, Fungi, Ascomycota, Dothideomycetes, Dothideales, Saccotheciaceae.
CUGCGAACAAGACCGUUGUGCCCCCUGAACAGCCGUUAUACAACAGUCUUCGUGAAACCAGGAGAGCAGCGCACGCGGGCAGCAAGAGAAAACCCAUCUCAGGGGGUCGACGGUGGAAGGGAAGCGAACCACAGAAAACGGGCAGGCACAAACUGGUUCAUUGCCCCUGGUACCUUUCGGUUCGCAUCUUCUUUCUUUUCCACUCCUUCACUUGAUACACAUCGCUUCACAGCAUAUCUUUUUGAGCACAAAAAACAACACGUCCACACACGUCUUCACGUCUUCAAGAAGUGUAUACACGUAUCUGACGCGACCUUUCACGAUGAUUUCAGAAAUCGAAAGAGGUUUCAACUAUACCUUGACUCGCGACAAGCUGGCCAUGAAUCUUGGCUCCCCACCAAGGAAAACAAAGAAUGUUGCAACACCUGCACCUGCACCUGCACCAUCUGCGACAUCAUCAACAACAACAAACACGUACCCUCCAGCACCUUCCACACCACCACAAGCACCUUCGUCUUACCCACCGAGACAUGAUUCCAGACCGUCCAGCGACAUCCGCGUCGCGAGUUUGGAGCAACAAGUCGCACACUUGACGCAAAAAGGCGUGGAAGCUGCCGACCAACUCGCCAACUACGAGGAAGAAAUCCGCAAUCUCAAAACCCAAGCGAACCCACGCGUAGACUCACCCUUGGGCAUCGUCGCACCUACACAACAACCUGCGCAGAGUUUGAGCAGAAACUCCUCCAUCACCAGCGGCAAAUUCAGUUUCCUCACUCGAACAUCCUCUCUCACCACCGCCUCCAAACCCCUCCCCAAGACCCCUGCUGCUUCAAAAUCCUCACCAAUGGCACCCUCACCUUCCAGCGCCGCUCUCACGGAUCUCCAACAAGCCCUCGCCAAAGAAACAAAAGCCCGUGUGGCCGCGGAGAAGAAAUACCAUGAAUUGGAACAAGAGCUUGAAGAUCUAAGCGCGACAUUGUUCGAGCAGGCGAACGAAAUGGUGGCAAAAGAGAGAAAGGAAAAGGCGAGAUUGGAAGAGAGGAUCAAGGUUUUGGAGGAGAGGGAUAUGCUGUCGAGAAAGAGGUUGGAGAUGGUGGAGGGCGCCUUGGGGAGGAUUGAGAGGGUGAGGAAACUUUUGGGCAGUGAGGGAUGAUGGAAAGAAGACAUGAUGGUU